Chrysochloris asiatica (Cape golden mole) is the source of this 2001-nucleotide messenger RNA. It is a transcript of the gene IMPG1, whose product is annotated as interphotoreceptor matrix proteoglycan 1. The record is from RefSeq and is a predicted model, not a curated record. Gene Ontology annotation, biological process: visual perception. Lineage: Eukaryota; Metazoa; Chordata; Mammalia; Afrosoricida; Chrysochloridae.
AUGUUGGUCCAGUUUGCUGGCAGCCAUCAGGGAAAUUUUGUGGAUGACCACCUGCAAAGUCAUGAUGAUUCUGCAAUGCACUUCUAUGUCACACAGAGCUCACAACUAUCAAGGAAAUGGUUCACACAAUUGUUGAAACUGGCAAGUCCAAAAUCCAUUGUUCAGAGGUCAGUCUGGAGGAUUCUCCUCAUCUACAUAAUCUCAGGGGCUGAGGAACCCAAAUCAGCAGAUACCUCUAUUGAAAUAUACCACUCUGAAACCAAAGAUAGAGGCAAUACCUCAAGAAUUGAAACAACUAAAAGUCCUGCAAAACUGUACAAACUGACAACCAUGAAAUGAAUAUUUCAUUUGGCAAAGCAUCCAGUGAAAAGAUCAGCAUUUUUCCCAGUUGGUAUUAAAGUCUGCCUGCAGGAAUCUGUGAAACAAAUUUUAGCCAAUCUUCAAGUUUAUUAUAGGUUGAGAGUAUGUCAGCAAGCAGUAUGGGAAUCAUAUCAGAUUUUUCUGGAUUGAAUCCCUGACAGAGAAUACCAGGACUGUGUCAGCAUCUGCUAGCAGAAAACCUUCUACCUCUUCAAUACUAGAAUAAAACAGAGAAACUUCCCUGAGAGCUUCCUCAAUUUUCAUUUCACUACUCAGGAAAGAGGAACAGAACUCACUGAUUUGUUUACAGUUGCACUGGAGCUCAGCAUCAUUCUGGCAAACAAGAGAUUCAAGGUGGAUCUCACUGACUCCCAGUCCCCAUGUUACCAGGAGCUAGCAGCCAAGGCUCAACUUCAGGUGCAACCUGUGGCCAUCUUCAAGAGAGACAACACAGAAGCAAAGAAGUCUACAGGUGAUCUCCCUUUUGAUUUCAACCAAAUUAUAAGUCAUGGAAUCAUGGAGACCAAGCAGCCAGAAAUUGAUCUCCCAGCUACAGACCUCAAAAAGCUAAUCAGCAGAGCACUCAAAGAUGACCAAUCCUUGGACAAUUCAGACACUGCUUUGAGUCUAGAACUUUCUCUUGAUCUGACAACUGACAAAUCAGAGCCUGGUUUACCAGACAGUUCUUGGUCUCUCCUGCUAUGGCCUCCACCUUCCAAUCAGAAACUCGACCUUUGUUUUACUGGAUCAAGAGUCUUCUCUUUGAUUGAUCAAAGUGUCAUAGACGUAAUGGCCAUUGACUCAACAGCAUCUGUCCCAGGUAUAACCAUCCCCACUGACGAUUACUCUGCCAUCAGCCAAUCUGCUAUGGAAAUUUCACAUCCCCCUGCAUCUUCAGAAGCCAGAGGUUUAAGUAUGAACAAUUAGUUUAUGGUCAGAGACCUAGAUGUAAUGAGUCUGUCCAACUCUCCUGCCUUGUCUGAUGUACCUGACACAAGUUAUGUCUCUACCUCAUAUCAUUUUUUGGAGAAUACCACACCUGUUCCAGUUUUUCAGUAUAUCCUCACUAACUCUAUGAUCAUUGCCUCCAAAGACCAAGAGCUGGUAGUGUUCUUCAAUCUGCAUUUUGCUGACACACCAUUCUCUAAUGACCUCUUCAAUGAGAGUUCUCUGGAAUACCAAGCUUUGCAGCAAGGAUUCUCACAGCUGCUGGUUCCAUAUCUGUGAUCCAGUUUAACAGGAUUUAAGCAACUCAAAAUACUUAACAGAAAUGCGAGUGUCAUCGUGAAUAGCAAAACGAGGCUUGCUAAAUUGCUGCCAUAUAACCUCACCAAAGUCUUGGAGGGCUUUCAUUCUGCUGGAGCCCAACAACUUGAUCUGGAAAUAGACAGCUAUUCAGCCAACAGCCAGCCAACUGAUCAAGCAGAUCCCUGCAAAUUCCUGGCCUGUGUCAAAUGUCAGUGUGCAAUGAAUGAGUGGACCAAAGAAGCAGAGUGUCACUGCAGAUCUGGAUAUGAGAGGCAGAAGGGCCUAUAUCACCUGGACCCAGGCUUCUGUGACCCCAAAGAGGAAAAAGAACUAGAUGCAGGGACAGUUGAGGACAUGGACUCUGGACGUAAGCCACCAGGCAAACCUGUGUGA